AAAAUAUGUUACGAUACUCAAUUCUACCAAUUGAAAUUGUCGUUGCAAAUUUGAAAGACCGAAUAAACAUCUUUAUUUUGAAUCCAAUUUAAUUUUAGUUUGAGUUGAUUAUAAAGAGUUAAACGACCAAGUAAUGGAUCCGAGAGUGUUAGAGCAAAUCAAAGAUGAACGAGUGUUACAGACGAUUAAAGAUGAGAACCUUACAGAGGGAGGGGCUGCAGGUGCCCCAGGGGGAGACCUUCAAGGGGGACAGAAAGAAAAAAAGCGAUGGUGUCUGGAAGACUUUGAGAUUGGAAAGCCGCUGGGCAAAGGCAAAUUUGGGAAUGUAUAUUUGGCGAGAGAGAAGAGCAGCAAAUAUGUAGUAGCAUUAAAGGUCUUAUUUAAAUCACAACUUCAAAAGUCAGGUGUGGAACAUCAACUUAGAAGAGAAAUAGAAAUACAGUCACAUUUGAGGCACGACAACAUCCUUCGGCUGUUUGGUUAUUUCCACGACAAAACACGUGUGUACCUUAUACUGGAGUAUGCCCCAAAGGGAGAGCUCUAUAAGGAACUGCAGAGAGUCAAGAGAUUUGAGGAAAAAAUAGCUGCCAAGUACAUCUACCAGUUGGCCAAUGCCCUCAAGUACUGCCACAGCAAGAAGGUGAUCCAUCGAGACAUCAAGCCUGAGAACCUGCUUCUAGGAAUGACCGCUAACCUCAAGAUUGCAGACUUUGGCUGGUCCGUACAUGCUCCAUCCUCCAGACGUACCACGCUGUGUGGCACUCUGGACUACCUUCCCCCAGAGAUGAUCGAGGGGGCGUAUCACGAUGAGACCGUUGACCUCUGGAGCCUAGGGGUGCUUUGUUACGAACUGCUCGUCGGUAAACCCCCGUUUGAGACCGAGAGUAACAAUGAGACAUACAGACGCAUCACCAAGGUCGAUAUACGCUACCCCCCAUACAUGUCACAGGGGGCUAGGGACUUGAUCGGCAGUUUGUUGAAGCAUGACCCGAAGACAAGAAUGCCCCUGGACCAGGUGAUGACUCACCCAUGGAUCACUGCCAACUACUGCCCCAAACAGGAACCGCGCUAACACCUGCCAGUGUCAUGGAAACAGAGGGUUGCUAUGGGAUCAGUUGCUUCAGAAAAGAGUCUUUCAUCGAGGAUAUGGGCUUGAAAAAGUUCAUAUACUUCUAGAGUGUAUAUGUUUUUUCUAAAUAACCUAUUUGACCUUGUUUGACAAUUCCAGUUUUAUUUGUCAUUCAGGAUGAAAUUCAUAUGGUUUCAACAAAAAACAUUUAAAUAGACAUAACAUGAAUGUCUAAAUUUAUGAACAAAGAUGUUUUAAUGUCAUUACAUUGGUAUUUUAAGGGUAAUAGUCAAUUACAAUAAAAGACACUAUUAUUUGAGAUGUAAUGCUUUCGGAUAAUUUUGUGACAUGAAACAUGUUUACUCAUAUCUGCUAUAUCAUAUUCUAUAUGCCUUCCAUAUUUGUGUUAUACAGCCUUUAAGUAUUGCAUACUAAUAAAAGUCUUGGUAAUAUUGCCCCUGGCAAGUUUGUAAAUUGAAAUUGAUGAUCUGCCAUUACAAUUUACAAUUUGUUUCACUAUUAUUUUUACUGGGUAUUUGGAUUAUCAGAUAACAUGUUAAUUCCCAUUUUUUAAGGGUGAGGAUUCUGGAUAUUAUGAGAACAUAAAGUUUGAGCAUUAUAUAUUCAAUCAACUUUGCUUUAUGUAACAUCUGAAUAUUGACAGUGAACAUGAUUGAUAAGGAAUUAUUUGUUAAUACUGUAAUGCAGACAGUAUAAAGUAAUAAACAGUCGCUCUGAAGUUAAUUUUUCUUUUGACUUCUUGUGAUCAUUCUGUGAUAUCAAAUUAGAUAUAACAAUGUGCCUUAAUUUGUGCAGAACAAGGACUGUGUUUACAUUUGUGCUUAGAGGUAAAGACUUAACUUACUAUGUGUACAUCCUUAGAUUCUUACAUGUGCAAUUUCUACAUAUACCGGUAGUUAUAAUCUAUCCAUGGAAGUCCAACUGCUCUGGUUCAAUGGAAUGUUUGAUGUAUAUGUGAUUCUGCUCCUCAUUCUCUCCUGCUGCUCAUACUAACUACUGUAUUAUAAUAUUCUUUUAUACACUACAUGAAUCUUAAGUUUUAUAACAAAAUGUCAUGAAAUUAAGGUGCUAAUUAACUUUUUAAAGUGUAUGAACAAAGUUUGCAUAACGGAACAUUUAUACAUGUACUUGUUUUUCUCUCUAUUUUUACUAUUUUUCCUUGUCCAGUAAUUGCAGUUGUAUAUCUUGUACUGGCUAGUAAUUAGAUUUUUGUUUUUGAAAGAUCAAUACCAGAAUUGUUUAUAAAAUGCAACAAAUAUUUUGAAUUUCUUUAUAAACCUUCAAUCUCUGCUGGCAUGUAUUUAUGUGCUUCAAUUUAAACAGUAUAGUUCAAGUGCUGUUCAGAAUGUGUGAUCCAUGCGUGUAAAAACUAAUAACUAAUGAAUUACUGAUGCGUUGUCUGAUUUACCCAUACUUGAUAUUGUUGAUAGUGCUGAUUUCUCUAUGUGCACAUUUUCAAUUUUAUAUGUGCAGUCAUAAUAACAGGCAUACAUGCGCAUUUGCUGGUAGUCAUGAAGACGGACAUGCAUGAUAUUUUGCUGUUAAUGUGUUUACUUUGUUAAUUUAACACAAAAUUUUUCAAUUUAAUAUUCUUGUAAUUAAUGUGCUGGUAUCGUAUUUACCAUCUUAUCUUUAAUCCUUUAAAAGCCAAAAGGUUCUAUCAUUACCGGUACUUGUGCAUGGAAGGAUGAUAAGCGCUUUUGAAUGUUACAAUCAACUUACUAAGCAUUCUUUUUCAGUAGGAAGAAGAAUGGCUUACGGUAUGGUCUAUUCUGUACUGUCCAUCUUUAGUUUUUCUCCAUGUGUUUGUGGUACUGGGUGCUGUUCGUUCGAUGAUUUAUGCUUGCUAUUGUAUUCCUGAUGUAAUAUCUGUAGUGCCAGUAUGCACUGAUUGUACAGCUGUUUAAAUUAUAUGUUUCAUUUAAUGCGAAAUUGUUAUACACUCAUUGAAUAAAAUUCCCAAACCUU
Messenger RNA from Dreissena polymorpha, 3058 nucleotides. RefSeq names its product aurora kinase A-A-like. The record is from RefSeq and is a predicted model, not a curated record. The transcript has 8 exons. Bases 134 to 1072 code for a protein of 312 amino acids. Gene Ontology annotation, cellular component: spindle midzone; spindle pole centrosome; chromosome passenger complex. Gene Ontology annotation, biological process: mitotic spindle organization; regulation of cytokinesis; protein phosphorylation. Gene Ontology annotation, molecular function: ATP binding; protein kinase activity. NCBI's taxonomy places the organism in Eukaryota, Metazoa, Mollusca, Bivalvia, Myida, Dreissenidae.